Messenger RNA from Pomacea canaliculata, 3835 nucleotides. RefSeq names its product homeobox protein HMX3-like. Gene Ontology annotation, biological process: regulation of transcription by RNA polymerase II. NCBI's taxonomy places the organism in Eukaryota, Metazoa, Mollusca, Gastropoda, Architaenioglossa, Ampullariidae. Gene Ontology annotation, cellular component: nucleus. The record is from RefSeq and is a predicted model, not a curated record. The transcript is spliced from 3 exons. Gene Ontology annotation, molecular function: RNA polymerase II transcription regulatory region sequence-specific DNA binding; DNA-binding transcription factor activity, RNA polymerase II-specific. Bases 1 to 1044 code for a protein of 347 amino acids.
AUGUCUGACAACGGGAGUCCAGACAGCAAGUCGUCGCCACCGCCUGUUCAACCCCCAAAGCCCUCCUUCUCUAUCAGUAGCAUCCUGGGUCCCAAGCACGACAGUGCGGAUACCGAGCGACCGGACUCAGGCAGCGAUGGAGAGACAGAGGAUGGCCCGCCGGAAGUGACGCGCAGCCGGGAUGCCGUGGUCUUCAGCCUCGCCGACAUCUACUCUAAGUUUCACGUGUACCCGGACACCCGCCUAGCGGCUCGUGCCUUCAGCCAGUGGUACCCGUGGUACCCGAGCCUCUUGCACUCCGCGCUUGACUACCCAGUGCUUGUGCGAUUUAUCAAAUAUGCACAGUUGCCAGCACAGCCCGGCUCCGGCCUUCAUCACCAAAAGCUCCGCUCACCCCUCCUUCCCCGAUCAGCCCCCUCAGCGACAGCGGUCGGGCCGGAGCGGGACAAGGAGCGAGAAGAUGCUGGUCCAAGCUCCCCGAAACGAUGCUGUCGAGACCACCUGGACUCCGGCGACGAGGAAGGAGAGGACGGUCGUCGAGACGAUGGCAGCGUGGGAGGCGCCCGCGAGGACGGCAAUUCCUCCAGGGGCCAGUCCAGUGCGGCUGGCGAUGACGACGAUGACAAACACAAACAGCGGAAGAAGAAGACCCGCACGGUGUUCUCGCGCAGUCAGGUGUUCCAGCUGGAGUCCACGUUUGACAUGAAGCGCUACCUGUCCAGCUCCGAGCGAGCGGGCCUGGCCGCAUCCCUGCACCUGACCGAGACGCAGGUGAAGAUCUGGUUCCAGAACCGACGCAACAAGUGGAAGCGGCAGCUGGCGGCCGAGAUGGAGGCGGCCAACAUGUCGCAGAGAUCCCCUCACCGCAUGGUGCGGGUUCCGGUCUUGUACCACGACAGCGGCGUUGCCUUUCCUUCCAGUUCCUCACGUACGGACAGGCUGCCCAGCAGUUCACCACCAUUGUCCUCCUCCCUCAACCCGUUGUGCUACCCGCAUCCGUAUCCGCAUAUGUCCACCCUUCGCUCUCUCCACGGGGCCGUAUGAGUUCCCAUGGCGAUGCCUUGAUAGACAUUCCGGGAAGAGGUUAGGUGCUCAAGAACGGAAGCGGCCACACGCGAGAAAUAGAGAGCGAGGCUUUAAAAAGGUUGAGGUUGAGUAGUGUUGUGACAAUCAUUGUAAGAACAUCUUAGUUGAGAAAAAUGAGCAGACUGGAGGUGGGUCGAACCCCACGGCAGGCUGAUAGACACACGAACGAUACAAUCGACCGAGGAGAGGCUCUUUGAUGACAAUGGCAGGGUGCUCAGACCUCGUGUGGACUGUUCCAGAAAGACUUCUCCGGAGCGCUGUGACAAUCAGCUUGUUACUCGCCAAGCAGUAUUAUCUGCUUAUACCAAAAAAAAAAAAAAAAAAGAAUUGUCUUAAUGUUGUGUUCAAUAAUUACGGUUGUUGGUGAGACUUUUCACAUCGCUGGACAGAUGCCCUAAUUCUGCAUUUCAAAUGGAUGCAGGACCCUUUGAAAGGUCACAAAAACAGCUAAAUAUACACGAGUAGUAUGGCAUUUGGAAACGUGUUUAAAUUGUAGUUUCUAAGAACUUAUUGUAUUUAUUGAAAUUGUAAAUAAAAUUAACAAAUCUAGGAAAAAUGUACGUUAGUGGGUGGGAAUAAAAUAAAAUAACCCCUAAGUGACUCAAUCACGAAAUCAGUGCAGUUAUAGGUGUAGAAGAAGAAGAAGAAGAAGAAGAUGAUGAUGAUGAUGAUGAUGAUGAUGAUGAUGAUGAUGAUGAUGAUAAAGAUGAUAAAGAUGAUGAUGCUAGUAAUAUUAAUAAAUCUUGCCAGUUAGUAUAGCUAAACCACCGAAUGUGUUCAUUUUUGCCUGGAACAGUAAAUGAUCAAACCCAUGAUCAUUGCAAUAGAGAGCUGAAAAAAUAGAAACAAACCAGAGCUGCAAAACCUUUCUUCCGACUAGCAAGAAAUGUUUAAGUGAUGUUAGCUGGUCUUUCAAAGAUUAAGAAAAAUAAUACCUCAUUUCAUUAUCAAUGGAAUCUAAACAUACACACACCGUAUGGUGUCGUUUGCUGAGUUGUUCUUUUGUUGCCUUUCCUAAUGGAACACCGAGGAUUAUGUUGCUUUAUUCUCGUCACAUUGCUAAAAGAUAUGAACUGUUGUAUUUUUCACUUUUAACUUGCAGUUCAAGAAAAGAGGGUAUUGGUUCUUAAACAUGUACGAAGUGUGUGUGUGUGUGAUUCCCGCUAUUGCUUAUGUGUUUCACAAACUGGAAAUAAAAAAUCAAAAUGUGUCGAGAAGACGUGAAUGGCGCAGUCAGCUGAGCUGUCGAACUCUGGCCGUAGUUCAACUGACAUAGUGUGGACCUACUUUUGUAUACCUACGCACGACCUCUGCACCUCGUAUGUGAAAACAUUAUAAGGCUGUGUUUUUAUUCGUCACUGUUUACAGAGCUUUGAACAAGAAUACUGAACAUUACUGAAUAAGUCUGAAAUGUAAAGGACUAUUGAAGAAUGCCAAUGACAACCCACGACAGGCGGUCAUCAGAGCUUCGAAUUACAGAAUUACAUCGGUUGCUGAGAACAUGGAGGAAGGAGUGAUUGAAAGAAAGAACUCUCUACUUUUGCAUUAACAUAAAAGUAGAGAAGGACUGGCGAAAGUAGGGAAGGUGUGAUCAGGUUCAGCAUGCGACAAAAGGACAUACCAGCGUGACAGAUGAAAUGCUUUGAGUUCGUUUUAAAACUCCGAAAACCACAACACCUCAUCAGUAGAUAUGUAAAUCAAAUUCACAUCAAGUGCAUGUGCUUUUUUUAUUUCUUUAAAGAGCAUCACUUGCUUCAUUGUAAUGGUUGCUUAAAUGUUUCAGUGGGUUUUUUUCUUGGCAGAAUCAUAUGCACUUUUUUGUGUGUCCCAAGUUUCUGGAAGAACUGAAGAUAUAGUUUUUGUUCUGCUUAGCGUUAAGGUAUUGGUCGAGUCUUUUUGAUCCACCUGCGUGUUCAUAGCCUGAUUUUGUUUUCAUUUUAUGAAAUUGGCAAUUGAGAUGUAUACAUUCCACACGUAUUCAGUGGUCUAGGCUUUAAAAGAACGUGUUAACAAUAUUUGUGAUUGACAUCACUACACGGGGCCUUUUUCCAAGUACACAUUAAAUAAAAGGAGUUAUAAAUACGAGAUUCAAAGGUCCGAUACACUGUUGCAUUUCUUCAUUUUUUUAAAUUUUGCAUUCAUAUUCAUCAAAUGCAAAAGAUACAAGUCGCCUCAUAAAACAUGCUUAUGUACAGCAAGCUAUUAUUGCAUGGCUAAGUUUCUCUUCAAAGACGCUGGUUAGAACCGUGUUCAACAAAAACCACUGCGAAUAACCACUGUUUAUUGUCAAAUAAAAAAGCAAUAGCCUAUUUAAAACUAUGGACUAGACACCAAAGACAUCGGUUUCCGAUGAGCUGAGAAAGGAAUAUUCUCGAACCAGUCAAGAUGGCAGACAAGGCGAGUUAAAGCAAAUUGUCACAACUUUUGUGAAUACAUUCCACGUUAUAGCCACCACAAAUGUGUUGUUUGAUACCAGAACGGAAAUAAACAGAUUAAUUUGUACUUAUUUUCACUUUUAUUCGUUUGUAAUAUUCCAGAUUUGAUGAUGAAAUGAAAAAAAUUAUUUUGAAAGCAACUAGCUGAGUACUUUCAUGCGGAAGUAUUGUGGUACCACAUUUUACUUAUGUUUUACAUUGUCUACAGCAGUUUGGCACUUGUGUUCCCUCACUUGACAGCUGAAGCACACAUAUUAAGUACAUUUUGGCCAGUAACUGUUGACCAAGAUCAAUAAAAAAACGCUGCAGAUAUA